Molecule: messenger RNA, 495 nt
Organism: Pseudogymnoascus destructans
Lineage: Eukaryota; Fungi; Ascomycota; Leotiomycetes; Thelebolales; Thelebolaceae
Exons: 2
Coding region: 1-495 (164 amino acids)
Source: RefSeq, a predicted model, not a curated record
AUGGCAAAGGAGGCCCAGGAUGCCCUCCAGAUACUGAUUGAGUAUUCUGAAGGCCAGGAUGCUCUUACUACGGGGCAUAUACGGGCACUAGAGCGGCUGCAAACAGCCAUUGAGGCUAUUCGAGCACAGUCACAGCAGCAGGUUACGCUCCCUCCCUCCUCCGACCCCCUCGAAACCCCCCUCAGAAGCCCUCACGUGAGGCACAAACUCCCCCACCUCCCCUGCCCCUGCCUCCUUGCCGAACUUGCUGCCCCUGUCAACAGUAGCGAGUUCCUUGACUUGGACGCUUGGUCCCACGCCCUGGAUGACUGGGCUGUCAAGGAGAAGUUCUCCUGGCGGCUCCAGAGGAGGGACAAAGAUGGGGCAACCGCCGUUUGUCCCGAGGAGGGCUGUGCCUGGCGUGUCCGAGCCAGCCCCAACGACGAGCUUCCUUUGCUCAUCGUCGGGGCUGGCUCAGACAUGCCAGGCACAUAUGAGAAUGGGGGGAGUUUCUAG